This is a messenger RNA of Aspergillus alliaceus, 622 nucleotides long. RefSeq lists its product as uncharacterized. Bases 81 to 347 code for a protein of 88 amino acids. The transcript has 2 exons. NCBI's taxonomy places the organism in Eukaryota, Fungi, Ascomycota, Eurotiomycetes, Eurotiales, Aspergillaceae. The record is from RefSeq and is a predicted model, not a curated record.
UCUCCGAAUAUAUAGACAAUGGGGACCUCAAAGACAUAUCUCCGGGCUCAUGAGCCAAUAUCGACAAGCCUUAGAUUGAAAUGGGUGUACCAGGUUGCGGAGGCUGUCAAUUUCUUACAUACACACGGGGUAAUCCAUUGCGACGUAAAACCGUAAAACCACGAAACUUUUUAUUGGAGGCGACUCUCGAAAUUAAAACCAUUGUCUUCUCUGGCUCUUCGCUUGAUGGGUCGAAGCCGGCCUCUGGUGAAGGCACCCGGUUUUUCCUCCCACGGCACUGGAGAGAUCAACCCACGGUGACCCCAGAUCUAUUCGCACUUGGGUCGACUCUCUACGAGAUUUCCUAAUGUAUUAGUCCCUACGAGGAUACCCCUAGUGACGAGUAUACUAUGUGGGACAAACCAUCAAGCAAUGUUGGCUAUCUCAAGUCGGUUCAGCAGCGUAUGUAGGCUGCCGUCCAGGACAUCAUUUCUCGAACGGCCAGCGUCGGCCGUACCCCUCACCUGAUGGUCCGGGCAUACGUCGGGGUGUGUUGGUUGAACAAGUUGCCUCUUCUUAAGAUUGAUCUGUCUUGCUGAGACACAUUUGUUUGGAGUUCUUGGAGUCGUGUCGCAUGUGGAUG